AUGUCCCAGAUAUUCUCUGCCGUAGCCGACCUCGCUCCCGCCUAUGUCCUCUCUUUUCUCAUUCACCAUGAUCGCGAAAGCGCAGAGAGAAUCUUGCCCCCGAAUGCCUUGUCCGUUCUUGCACCAGACAUUCCUGCUACCAUCACUGUGAUCGCAGCAGAUAAAAAGGUCACCGUCACAAUGACUCUCCCUGAUGGCUCCCAAUUUACCGGAACUUGGAACUUCGUGCGUCCAGGCGCAAAAUUCAAGGAUAUCCAUAACGUAAAAGGGACCCUCUUCACAAGGUCACCUAAGUCUACCUUCAUAGGCCCAACAGAAUUUUGGAUUCAACAAUACCCACCGGCUCUUCUGGGUGAGGAAACUGGUCGCACUGUCGUCGAGUUCUAUGCAAACAAUGUUAUCACUGGCGUCUUCAAAACGGACAAUGACAACUUCGGUGCAGGUGGAAAUGGUGAAUGGGUUCCCUUCAAUUGA
This is a messenger RNA of Psilocybe cubensis, 474 nucleotides long. RefSeq lists its product as uncharacterized. The record is from RefSeq and is a predicted model, not a curated record. The transcript has 4 exons. NCBI's taxonomy places the organism in Eukaryota, Fungi, Basidiomycota, Agaricomycetes, Agaricales, Agrocybaceae. The coding region runs from base 1 to 474 and encodes 157 amino acids.